AUGGACUCUUCAACAGCGGUGGAGCUUCUGGAUCUUCUAGACGAGCAAAUCGAUGACCUCAAGCCUGCUAUCGAACCCCUCCUCACGGACACUAUUUCCGGAGCUGCCAUACAACUCCCAGUCGUUGAUAAAGCCAAACUCUUCGUUCUCACAUCUUAUGUUCUAGAAUCUCUUUUGUUCUCCUACCUGAAACUAAACAACACCGACCUCAAGUCCCAUGCAAUCAUGUCCGAGCUUGCGCGCAUUCGCAACUACAUGACAAAGAUUAAGGAAGCCCAGCCAAAUAUGCAUAGGCGCGAAAUGACCAUCAACAAGGAAGCCGUGGAGAGAAUCGUCAACGCUGGAUUAGCAGGGAACGACAAGUGGGACGCUGAGAACGCUGACACGAAGGCUAAGGAGCGUGCAGCGGCAUUGGCAAAAUUUAAUGCACUAAGCGAGAAGAUCGAAAGGGAUACAGCAACAUUGUCCAAAAGGCAAAGGCAAAGGCAAAGAAGAGCAAAGCGGAAUCAAGAGGCUGCUGCGGCUCAGAGGGAGCUAGAUUACGAUGAGUCCGGAGAAGUUGUUGCAAUCGACGGCGGCGAUGAGGUGUUGGAGGACGCCGGGAAGGGGGAGGGGAAGGCAACGGCGGAGAAGGUAGAAGCUAGGGUUAAAGGGAUAGAAGCUAAAGCCGAGGACGGAGAAGUCGUGGAGGAGAAACAGGCCGGACCUUCCAAGAGGACUAAACAGUCAAAAAAUCGUUCAAAAAAGCGUCGGAAGCUGGCUACAGGGAAAGAAUAAUCUCUCCCAUCGACAAUCUCACGAUCGGGUAAUACAGUGCGGUGGCCAUCUUUGCGAUAUUCCACCUCAGAGAUUUUCAUUCAACCUUUGCUAUUUUUCUUUGCCUUAAAAAUAUCAUAGCUUUCCACUUGGUCUCUCUGACUGUUCGCGAUGCUUCAGGUUUUGUAUAAUAUCAUAGAUAACUUUGGGGCUUUAGGGUGUCUCUUUUUAUCAUAUGAUAUCAUACCAUGAAAUUUCUAUUCUUACCA
Messenger RNA from Tuber melanosporum (Perigord truffle), 1025 nucleotides. RefSeq lists its product as uncharacterized. NCBI's taxonomy places the organism in Eukaryota, Fungi, Ascomycota, Pezizomycetes, Pezizales, Tuberaceae. The transcript has 2 exons. Gene Ontology annotation, cellular component: exosome (RNase complex); nucleolus. Gene Ontology annotation, molecular function: DNA binding; RNA binding. Gene Ontology annotation, biological process: regulation of gene expression; maturation of 5.8S rRNA. Bases 1 to 777 code for a protein of 258 amino acids. The record is from RefSeq and is a predicted model, not a curated record.